CGUGCAAGUCGCCGGUGGAAGUGACAAAUUUUAUUAAAGAGCCAAACAAUGUUCUGUCUGUGGUUAUGCUGAGCGAUCGCUACUUCACAAGUCUUUGUCUUUUCAAAGUUCAAACAGUGCGCCAAAUCUUGUCCUCGGUGACUGUUCGUCCCAAGUCUGAGUGCAUGCAAUUCUUGAGUACUCGCAAGUUUGACAUACCCACUCAUGUUUAUUUACGAAACGCCGGCAAAACAGACACCAAUCUUGCAGCCCGGUCCAACCGUUGCGAGCAUUUCGAGUGUUUUGAGCUCGGCUCCUUUUUGUUGACAUCUAGCACUAGCUCCCCUUGGAAGUGUCCUGUCUGUGAUUGUCUCAUCAACGGCGAGUCAUGUCUGUAUAUAGACCAACUGUUCACCGAGACAAGUCUCGAAGCACAGCAGAAAACAGCCUUUGGUGCACAAUGAGAUUCUGACGGAACCUCCAAACCGCUCCAUCCACCCGAACUGUACAUCCGACCCACACAAGCCCUCUCGCCUCCGCCCAUUCAUUCUAGCAACACCGCGUCAUUUCCAUUUACUAUUCAGUUUUUAAGUACCAACCCGAACACAUGUGCAUCCUCUAAUCAAGACGAAGCGGUUAACGAGCUUACAAAUCAGCAUCGUCCUCGUCGGGAAGAGGAAGGGCGGCAGCCUCGUUCAUCUCUUGCUGGUAUUGAGCAAGCAAUUGUUGGUCGACUUGGACCUCGGGAGGAGCCAAAGCGGGAGAGGCAACGAACUCGAGGUUGGGGUUGCCGACCAGCUUGCGAGCAAGCCACAAGAAGGGCUUCUCGAAGUUGUAGUUGGACUUGGCGGAAAUGUCGUAGUAUUGAAGGUUCUUCUUGCGAUGGAAGGUGAUAGCCUUGGCCUUAACCUUACGCUCCUUCACAUCAACCUUGUUACCGCAAAGAACGAUGGGAAUGUUCUCACAGACACGAACGAGAUCGCGCCACCAGUGAGGAACGUUCUUGUAGGUAAUACGAGAAGUAACAUCGAACAUGAUGAUACCGCAUUGACCUUGGAUGUAGUAACCAUCUCUCAAACCGCCCAACUUCUCUUGGCCAGCAGUAUCCCACACGUUGAAGCAGAUCUCACCAAAGUUGGUGUGGAAAUGAAGAGGAUGGACUUCGACACCCUACACACUAGUUAGCGACAGAUCCGGUGAGUCUCGAAGCGGAAACAACGAGGCUGACGCAGGUCACACGGAGCAGACGUAUACGGGAACCGUUAUGGGUACUUUUGAGCAAUCCUGGAGCAUCUCCUGCCGUCUCAACGCGUCUUGGUGACACGACCAGCACACAAAACCGCGUAUUUCGGUCUACUUCGUCCAAAAAGAGCAUCAAACGGCGUCAAUCAGCGCAGAAAAACGGGCCAGGCAGCUCCUCCCGACGUCCUCUCCGUGCUCCCCGCGCUACUCUUCCGCACGUACCAAAGUAGCAAUGUAUUUCUUCUCAAAUUCACCAGUCAAGUGACGCUUGACGAAGGUGGUCUUACCGGUACCACCGUCACCAACGAGAACAAGCUUGAAGG
Schizosaccharomyces japonicus yFS275 is the source of this 1544-nucleotide messenger RNA. RefSeq lists its product as hypothetical. The record is from RefSeq and is a predicted model, not a curated record. Lineage: Eukaryota; Fungi; Ascomycota; Schizosaccharomycetes; Schizosaccharomycetales; Schizosaccharomycetaceae. Gene Ontology annotation, molecular function: zinc ion binding. Bases 66 to 443 code for a protein of 125 amino acids. The transcript is spliced from 2 exons.